Gloeophyllum trabeum ATCC 11539 is the source of this 1186-nucleotide messenger RNA. RefSeq lists its product as uncharacterized. The record is from RefSeq and is a predicted model, not a curated record. The annotation marks the transcript as partial. The transcript is spliced from 4 exons. NCBI's taxonomy places the organism in Eukaryota, Fungi, Basidiomycota, Agaricomycetes, Gloeophyllales, Gloeophyllaceae.
CUCGACCGACGCCCAUUGCCCGCACGUUGUCGAGCACGAGGGAGCGCGACAUUGGCGCAGUGUCGACAGUGUGUCAAGCGACGACGAAGGCCAAACGCCCUUCUUCAGAUGCAUUUACGGCAACUUUUGCUGGCAAUAUGCUUCUGUGUGGGAUCGGUCUUCGCUGAUACUAAUUCUACCUCCGAUGACGGUAGCUACCCAUACGACCCGAUCCUAAAGUAUAGACCGCCCUUUGCCCGCUCUCUUCCCAUCCAAAUCCUCCUCACCGGCGUCGUCCUCACCCUCGUCGGCGUCCUGCUCAUUCAGCUCAUAUUCACGGCGCAGUACCACUGGCCCCUCGCACCCGUCAACUAUGUCCUCCAGAUCUCUGGCGUCCUCACCCUGCUCAUUUCACUCAUAGCGACACUCCAUCAGAUUCUUUCCGCCACGAUAGAUGAGAGCAGGGGAUGGCCCUAUAUGCUAUCAUAUCUUGCGGUGGACGUCCCGCCUUUGAACAAUGCGAAUACUACAAAUCUAGGCGAGAAGCGUUGGGCGACAAGUGAAGUGGCGGCAUGGCUGAUGAUGAAUGCGACGAGUUCUGCGUUGAUCCAGAUUACGCACAUCCAAUUCUUGACCCUCCUAUUCCCUUCCUCCAUCGAAAAAAUUUUGAUUUUUCUACUUCUUGGUCCUCUCGCCGUAGCCCACGCCGUCAUGCAGCUGGUGCCCAUCCACGCGAACGAAAACAUCGUCCGUUUGGCCGAUACCAUCUCCAACGUCUGCAAUGCAACGCUAUCGCUUCUCUUCACCGCCUCGCUCUUCAUCUGGGGCUUUCUCGUGAACCGCAAGAAGGCCUGGCGCACCGAUGGCGGCACCGCGGCCUUUGGCGCAGGGGCAAUCGCGUUGGCGGUAGCCUCCACGACGCUGACCUUCACUUAUAUCCCAAGCAAGGAUCAGUACGAAUGGUUCCCGGGCCUCGUGUGGGCGGUAGUGCUGUGGCAAAGCUUCCUAGGCUGGUGGUGGUGGGUAGGCGCGGGGAUGGGCGUCGGCGAGGUCGAGGAGCUGCUCCGGCGCGAGGAGAAGCGCGCACAGAAGCGGCGGAUGCGCAUCGAGAAGCGGCGGGAGCAGAAGGAGAAGGCGGGCAGGAUCUGGCGCGGGGUGACGGGCGCGUUCGUCGUGAAGAAGGGCGAGGAGCAGGCGGGCCCCGGCC